This is a messenger RNA of Puntigrus tetrazona (Sumatra barb), 1286 nucleotides long. RefSeq names its product dual specificity phosphatase 23b (gene dusp23b). NCBI's taxonomy places the organism in Eukaryota, Metazoa, Chordata, Actinopteri, Cypriniformes, Cyprinidae. Gene Ontology annotation, molecular function: protein tyrosine/serine/threonine phosphatase activity. Gene Ontology annotation, biological process: cilium assembly; protein dephosphorylation. The record is from RefSeq and is a predicted model, not a curated record. The transcript has 4 exons. Bases 225 to 716 code for a protein of 163 amino acids.
UGGUCAAACUCGACAUCUGCUUCAGUUCUGACUGUACAGCACGUACCGAACCGACGUCUUCAGUUCCAGAGAUCGCAUUUAUAUGUGACAUUUUAUUAGCUACAAUAAUAAUAUAUUGAUGAAUGCAUGUGUAUUCACAAAAAAGGAGCAGCGUGUGAUUAAUACGAUUAAAACGAUUGCUGAUAUGGACCACGUCGAGAAAACACUGAACUGAAAGAAAAACUAUGGCUUCGGCACAACCCCCAAACUUCUCCUGGGUAGAUCCUGGUAAGGUCGCGGGCCUGGCAAUGCCCCGAAUGACGGCCCACUACCAGUACCUGCUGAACAACGGCAUCAAACACCUGGUGACCCUGAGCGAACGCAAACCUCCUUACCACGACACCUGCCCAGACCUGACCCUUCACCACAUCAGGAUCCACGACUUCUGCGCGCCCACGUUUGAUCAGAUCGACAGAUUCCUGUCCAUAGUGGACGAGGCCAGUGCUAAAGGACAGGCGGUGGCGGUGCACUGUUUGCAUGGUUUCGGGCGGACCGGGACGAUGCUCGCCUGCUACCUGGUGAAGAGCAGGAAAAUCACCGGAAUCGAUGCCAUUAAUGAGAUAAGAAGCGUACGCCGGGGGUCCAUCGAAACCAGAGAGCAGGAGCAAAUGGUGGUGCAGUUUUAUCAACAAAACAAGGCUACGUCUCUACAGCAACUCUGUUUCCAACAGGAAUAAAAUAUUUUUAAGACACUAUGUGAAACAUAAAGGUGAAUGCAGAUAAUGUGGCUCAGUUUUUAUGAAUUUACCUUACGUUUAUGCAGUUGUACAGCUUGCAUGCAACUUGAGGAGAGUCUAGAAGCAAAUCAUAUUCAACCUUUAUCCUUUAAGACACUGUAGUCUCUGAGGCUUGCCUUUUCAUCAGGACACUUUGACUUUACUCGUAGUGACCAUUGCCAAAGAAAACAGCUGCUGACGCUCCUUGAAGGUCAGAUUCUCUGGGGACCGCCGUGUUUUGAAGCUUUUGUGAUCUACGUCGCUGUAAGAAUAUAUAUAUACGUACACAAAACAAUCACCUGAUUGCACUGAUUGUACUACAGGUUUUCUAAACAUCUGAUGUGCUGAAACAGUUAGAAUAGUCUUUUUAAAAUUAUGAUCAUUUAAAGAUGCAGUCCUUUUUUUUUAAUUUGUUUAGAAAUUAUCCAAAAUCAAUAUUUGAGAACAUGCAUAACUAUAAUUUGCUUUUCGGUUUAAAAGAAUUUCUUAAUAUAAAAUUAGGACGUUGUGACAAUUGUUAUAAUGUGUUAC